AUGCUGCUGUACCAGGUGGAGCAGCGGAGCCGGGCCAAGGAGCGGCUGCAGAGGCGGCUGCAGCAGCUGCAGGAUGUCCAGAGGGCCGAAAAGCAGCAGCAGGCACAGGUGGUUCGUACCCUGGAGGGCAACAUAGAGAAGAUGCAAACAAAAGUCCGCGCUGGGCAGAAGGUGACUGCCCUGUACGUGGCGGUGCGGGAUGCCCUGAGGAAGGAGCUGGCCCACCUGCCUCUGCACCUGGACCUCCUGAGUGAGACGGCCGAGCUGCAGCAUAGGGAGGUGGAGGACAUGGAGCUCAUGGCCUCGCGUGGGCUCAGAGCUGCUCGUGGAGCCGAGGAGCGCAUGGUCAGGACGAAAACCCAGGUCCUUGCAGAGAGGGAGCUCAGGCUCCGCACCCAGGCUGCUCAGAAAGAGCCCAGAGACGGAGGCUGGCUCAAGGAAGCAAAAGAAAGGGCUCUGAAAACGCAAGCCAAGCAUGACCUCAGAAGGGACUUCCUGAGCCUGCCCGCAGAGGACCCAGUGGUGGCUGCCAAACUGGAGGCCACCAAGUACCAGCUGCAGCGGGAGGCCUACGUGAGGGAGAAGAUAGAGGAGGCCAAGGAUGUGGUGCAGUGCUCCCGCCUCUGGGACAUCCCCAUCAGGCUCCAGGCACAGCAGAAGUCCCUGCUGGAAAUGGAGCAGUACCUCACAAGGGGGCUGGUGGAGGAGCUGAGGACGAGGCUGCAGCGGGAAGAGGCUCGGCUGGAACAGGGGCGAGCCCAGCUGCUGAGGAGCCAGGAGACGCUGCUGGACUUUGAAAACGCACUUGACAACCUCUUCGUCCGGCUGCGGGGCAUCACCGUGCCUGGCCAGGAGCAUCCUGUCAAGGCCAUGGCAGUGGACGAGAAGCUCCGGCAGUGUGAGCAGAAGCUGCAGUACCUGGUGCAGCGGGUGGCUGACCUGCCCCCCUCCAGCCACAGCGAGGAUGAUGAGGUGCACGGCGGCUCCAUCCCUGCUGCGCUCUUUGGGGACCCGCACAGGCUUUCCCGGGUGGCCCGUGCCAAGCCAUCCUCCCAGCUGGAGGAUGGAGGUGCUCGAGGGAAGAGCCACGGAGCAGCUCAGGCCCAGGUGGCCCCGGGCUCUACUUUUGUGAAGGUCAGGCAGCUGCUGGAGGAAACCCUCAUGGCCGAUCCACGGAACCGGAAGGUUUCCUUGGAGGACACGGGCGUGGGGCUCCAAGACGAUUUUGAUAUCCCUGACAACCACAGUGGCCUUGUCCUCACCAGAGAAGCCAUCAAGAAGCAAGGGCUGGACUUGAUCGAAAGCAAGAAGAAAAGCAAGAGGAAGUAG
This is a messenger RNA of Pezoporus flaviventris, 1329 nucleotides long. Its product is annotated as coiled-coil domain-containing protein 183-like. Lineage: Eukaryota; Metazoa; Chordata; Aves; Psittaciformes; Psittacidae. Bases 1 to 1329 code for a protein of 442 amino acids. The transcript is spliced from 11 exons. The record is from RefSeq and is a predicted model, not a curated record.